Opisthorchis viverrini is the source of this 2102-nucleotide messenger RNA. RefSeq lists its product as hypothetical. The transcript has 12 exons. The record is from RefSeq and is a predicted model, not a curated record. Lineage: Eukaryota; Metazoa; Platyhelminthes; Trematoda; Opisthorchiida; Opisthorchiidae. The coding region runs from base 1 to 1872 and encodes 623 amino acids.
AUGGAAGUGACGACUUUCUUAACGGGUCAUCGGGGUUCUACUUUCCCUGUCGCCUGUCCGCAAUCUUCCGACAAAUGUUGCACCAUAAAUAGAUCCACUUCACCUCAUCCCUCUGUGAGCUCUUCUGGCAGUGAGGAGGUCCGUUGUUCAUUGGACGAACUGGAUGCAGUCAUUGCCACCUACGACGAUGGCUCAGGAAGACAAAAUGCACAAGAAAACACGAGCAAAGCUGCCAUUUGCUGCCCACUCAAUCACGCUUCAUCUUCCUUUGGUAAACGAAUCACAGAUUUGCCUCAGAACGAGGCGAGAAGAAACUCUUGCACGUUCCUAGAAAACGAACGGUUGUCUGGUGCGGCGGAUAGCACGGAUUAUUCCACCGCCACUUUGCGUAACCCAAGACGUCAGUCAGACAGGCAACAAUCCAUUGAGCUACAGUCUUCCAGAACCACCGGCUCGUUCCACACUGAAUUUCCGCCCCCUCCACCUGUCGAGUCGUUCGCACCUGACAGCUUCAUUCUCCCACCACCCCCAUCGGCCAUUCCCGAUCCAAAAGCUCUUCGAACUUUUCAGCCAGGUGGUGUGACUGGACCGAUUUAUGUGCGGACAUCCUUACCGCUACAGAUCAUCUCAAAGUGUUCGCUGACCACUGCUAGUCCGAAAACCCCUCAGACGCGAGCCAGAUCAUCCAGUUUGUCACCUCCGCAACCCACCAAGAUGCCCACACGUCCCACCGUUCCCCAAAGAGCCCCAUCUACACGGUUGUCCACUGUUCCAACAAGUCCUGAUGCGCCUACUUCCAAAUCACCGCCCUCAACGCACAGCCGAACUCACGACAUUGUGCAGCAGUCCCACAGCGCAGCGGAAUCAUCACUAGAUCAGCAGCCUGUCCCACCCGUGAAUGAGAUGAUCCGCAGGUUCGAUAUCCUGACAACCGCAGACUCUGGCCAACCAACUGUCACUGUUCGUGACAAAGCCUCAGCGCAGCCACCGACUCAGUCGAAACCGCGAACCGAAGCGACACAUCCGUCUCAUUCUUCCCAGGGGAUUCCUUCGGCCGAUUCCCAGGCGCCAGUCAACAGAUCAACGAACCCGAACCACACAAAAGCACAGUUCUUUGACGAUGGUCCUGACACCAGUCCUCUGCCAACAGUUCAACAACUGGCGCGAGAAUUCUCUGCCGCUAUGGCUGCCUCAAACGCAGUCACAACCAACACACAGGGGACGGCUCUGUUGCCAGGCCGCCACAUGAUGAAUGGUUCAUCAACUCAGGGACAAAACCUUCGAUCCAUGGUCCAUCCUGUAGCUGCUCCCGCUCUGGUAAAUUUCGGUGGUAUCGGCGUCUCCUUUGGUCGUUGCUCUCCCACACAUCGAUCGAAUGACCCACGACGGCAGCAGAUGCCAAAAUCCUCGCGUUCGGCUGACCUACCGGAAUCACAGUUAUCCUCCCACACUGGUACUCGCGUGUUGUCCACGAGUCAAUCUGGAGAGCAAGCUUUUCGACCGAUUCAAUGUCUUCGAUUGGACCCGACAACCUUGGAUACAUUGCUGCGAUACAAUAUAGUCGAUGCCAAUCAAAUUCCAGGCUAUCAACCGAUCUGUGUUGGAAAUCUACCAGACUGGAAACUACAGAAGCUUGAACGCAAGAAUCGAGAGGCAGCCGAUGCGUACGCGAUGGAACUGCAAAAGUGGGGUCAGAUACCUCAAUGGAAACGCGAAAUCAUUGAAAAACGACAAUUUGGGAAACCGGACGCUGGACUUGGUUCGCCUUGUUGUGAUAUCCGACCGGAGCAACACGCAUCUUUGAUUUCUGCCGAGCUCACCGCCAAACUUCAGCGCCGUCUGGAGAAAGUUGACUCUGUUCCUACGUCGUAGCUGUUGGCGCAUGUGUUCCUUGUUAGCAUGCCCUUCUGGACGUCCUCCUUAACUUGUCCUGCUCACCAAUAUAUUUUGAUCUGCGUCAUUCUCUUCUCUUCUCAAGUUGCUCCUUUCUUUUUGUACAGUGGGUUUCUUACACUCUUCAUUUCCUACUUAGAACUGUUGCUCAUUUUUCUACGUUUUUAGGUGAUCGAUUUUCUUUGUAUUGUUCUCCCAAUGGACUCUUG